Vicia faba (fava bean) is the source of this 372-nucleotide messenger RNA. NCBI's taxonomy places the organism in Eukaryota, Viridiplantae, Streptophyta, Magnoliopsida, Fabales, Fabaceae. The record is from the annotation of a GenBank genome assembly.
AUGGCGGAUCCACUGGUGACCAAAGCAGAUCUUAAGGGAAUCACCACGGUUUUUAUCGCGGCUCUAACUGCUUUGACUGAACAGAUGACGAAUUUAGCAAAUCAGGUGAACACAACAACAACAGGAAUCGUCGAAGAGAACAUGUUAGGGUUCCACGGGGUGGAAACAAUCAUCAUGCUAUUAAUGUUAUUGCUGAAAAUUCGAGUUUCGAAGAAGGCUGAUAUUCCAUUAUUCUAUGAAACGAUGGGAGUGGAGAAAUUUCUAGAUUGGAAGAUCGAUGUUGACAGAUUCUUCGACGUUAUGGGUGUUCCUGAGAACAAGCAAGUUAAGAUGGUGGCGAUCAGGCUGAAGAGUACUGCAGCUGUUUGGUGA